CGCAAGCGCGCGGUGUCCCGGAUGUAGCGUUCCCGAGCGGAGUCUAUGUGAGCCCGCCAGAAGACCCAAGUCUGCGCGAGCGAGCGAGCGAGGGAGGGAGGAAAAGCCGCCGCCAUGACUUCCGCGCUGGAGAACUACAUCAACCGUACUGUUGCUGUAAUUACUUCAGAUGGCCGAAUGAUUGUGGGAACUCUCAAGGGCUUUGAUCAGACCAUCAACUUGAUUUUGGAUGAAAGCCAUGAAAGGGUGUUCAGUUCUUCACAAGGAGUAGAGCAAGUUGUUUUAGGAUUAUACAUCGUAAGGGGUGAUAAUGUGGCUGUAAUUGGAGAGAUUGAUGAAGAGACAGAUUCAUCUCUUGAUCUGGGGAACAUUCGAGCAGAACCGUUGAACUCAGUAGUACACUGAGUUUAAAAAAAGGAUACGGCUGUAGAAGGACUUCUUGUAGCUCCAGCUGUACAGAACUAUUUAUACACUGGCAUGGCCACUUUUUUACAAGUUAUGUGUCACAACCUGAAUAGCGGAUACUUUCCUAUUAUGAAUGUUAUGGUUUGAUAUGUUUAUUAAACUGUCAAUUUUAUUGAA
Molecule: messenger RNA, 582 nt
Organism: Anolis sagrei ordinatus
Lineage: Eukaryota; Metazoa; Chordata; Lepidosauria; Squamata; Anolidae
Gene: LSM8
Product: LSM8 homolog, U6 small nuclear RNA associated
Biological process (GO): mRNA splicing, via spliceosome
Cellular component (GO): U4/U6 x U5 tri-snRNP complex; precatalytic spliceosome; U6 snRNP
Molecular function (GO): RNA binding
Source: RefSeq, a predicted model, not a curated record